ACUAUCAACACAAUUGCUCGCAUGCUCAAGAUUACCUGCUUAUAUACUAGUAAAACAAUCAAUUUAUAAUGAAUUAGAAUUAGAUCAUCGAGAUUUGUUAAUUUAGGACUUUUAGACAUUAUGCCAUGUCUAUCAAUGAGAUAGUACGGGUUUUAGGAUGUUUAAUGAUAGCAUAUGUGUCGAUACAAACAACAGGAGCAUCCACAUUAAAAUACGGCAUCAGAGACAAGAGACUCUCUGACUAUUGCCCUAGCUAUUGUGACAAUACAGGCAACUUCGUUGAGGAGGUCACCUGCAUUUCUCCCCCUUAUUGUUGCAUACAACGAUCCGCUGGCGGAUUUGAGGGCCUUAAAUGUUGUGAAAAUAGAUUUGACAGAAUAGACUCCUCUUACAGGGAUGGGCACAAUUGUAGGGAAAAUGGAAGGAACAAAAUAAAACUGAGUCGCAAGAGAAGAGAAACCAAGCCUGUUGGCGAGGUGUGCCCAGCAUUUUGUGUUGAUGGGUCAUGGCAUGAAGCCGUUUACUGCAUGAAAGGUUACUGCUGCGAGGACACGACUCCCUCAGGACGAUUCUCCCUCAAAUGCUGUUCAAAUAGUAACAGUAGCGUCGUUAACAAAUACAAACAGGGACACAACUGUAGGAGUGCAGAUAUUUUGAAUAGCUAUUGGAGCAGUAUUCUUUACUCUGGGAUUGUACUUGGUGGCUUCACAUUGCUGCUUUCACUAUGCAUCUAUUGCUACCAGUGCUGCAAAGACGGAUUCAAGCUCAAGGGAUGCAACCGCCAAAGGCCCUCGCGGUCUACAAACAAUAAUUCUACGUCAUCGAACAGUCGAACUGUCGGAACUAUAUCCAGCACUGUUCCAGAUGGAGAUCCGCCGGAACCUCAAUCUCCGCCAAGUUACGACAACGUUAAUAUUACUCCGCCUGGACCUUAUGCAUCCGAGCCAAUUAUGCCCCCGCCUUACACUACAGAAAAACCACCUCCUUAUGUACCAUAG
Messenger RNA from Owenia fusiformis, 998 nucleotides. The record is from the annotation of a GenBank genome assembly. NCBI's taxonomy places the organism in Eukaryota, Metazoa, Annelida, Polychaeta, Sabellida, Oweniidae.